Messenger RNA from Condylostylus longicornis, 2365 nucleotides. It is a transcript of the gene sra, whose product is annotated as protein sarah. The coding region runs from base 1230 to 1964 and encodes 244 amino acids. Gene Ontology annotation, molecular function: calcium-dependent protein serine/threonine phosphatase regulator activity; nucleic acid binding. The transcript has 4 exons. Gene Ontology annotation, biological process: calcium-mediated signaling. Gene Ontology annotation, cellular component: cytoplasm; nucleus. The record is from RefSeq and is a predicted model, not a curated record. NCBI's taxonomy places the organism in Eukaryota, Metazoa, Arthropoda, Insecta, Diptera, Dolichopodidae.
AGUAGAGUAGAGAGAUGUAUAAAAAACCAAAAAAUACUUGAAUUCAUGAAGAGGUGUUAGUACAUAACUACAUAUGUUAUGUAUCCAAUCAAAAAUAUGUGUAUCAGUGUGUAUUACUGUGAACUGUGACAUGAGUAAAUGACGAGAAUAAAAAAAAAAUAGAAAAAAAAUUAGUGAUUAGUGUCAAAUAUUCGAACAAAAUAAAUUAAAAUAAAUUUUAUAUAUCAAAAUUAGGAAUUAAAAAUGUAUUUCAAUAAAAAUCGAUAUUUUGUAGCUCGAAAAAAUGGGAAGAUUUCAAGUUAAGAAUUGUUAUUAAAUUUUGUGUAUCUUAUUUACAAAAUUAUUACUUAAAUAAAAAUCUUUUGCAACCGGAAAAAAAAACAUACAUUGUGGAGUUACUAGCAUUUUGUUUGAGACAGGAGAGAAAGCAUUAUAACGUAGACCGUAAUAAUAUUGCCAACCAUUGAAUUGGAAUAAAAAUAGGAACGAAUGAAAAAAAGAUAUAAAAAGAGAUGGACAUUUAAAUUCUCAAUCAAAUUUUAGUGUGACAUAAUUUGAGUCUUUUUUCUGAAUGAUAUGACACCCUCUUGUAUUUAAGACACUUUUAAAAACAAAAAAAUACUAAUUUGUAUAUAGAUGUAAACGUAUUAUAUUUAUCAAAGUAGACAAAAAAAAAUCAAAAUAAAAUUAAACAAUAAAUCUAUUUAAAAAUAUUUAAAUGAAAAUCUCAAAUGAAUUAAAGAAAAAUAUAAAUAAAAUAUAAGAAAAAAUUUAAGUAAGCACCGAAAACGGAUUUUUUAAUUCAAUGAAAAAAUCACACAUAAAAAAAAUAUUUUAUUAAUUCAUUUAUGUAUAAUUAAUUGAAUUUUAUGUAAAUUUCAUUGUUUUAUUCCAUAAAUUUAUAAUUAAUUAAAUUAUAUAAUAAUAGUAAAAAAAGAAAUACUUCGUAGACUACAAAAUAUUUAUAAAUUUUGGUACAAGAAAAAUUUCAAAAAUAUAAGGGCGCAAAUUUUAUUUUAAAACAGAAACACAAUAUCAAAUAAAUUAUAAGGACUAAUUAAUAUUGAAGAUAAUAUCAAAAGAAUCUCAUAUAUUUACCAAAUAAAUCUAAAAUAAUUUAAAAUUAUUAAAAAAUCAACAUAGAAACUAUUUUAAUUGAAUAAAAAAUAGAAGAUUUUGUUAUACAUAUUUCGUUUCCUGUUCAAUAUUUUUCUUAUUUAAUUUAAAAAAUGUCUUCACCAAAAGAAGAACAAUUAAAUGAUGAUAGACCAAAUAGUACUGAACAAAUAUCACCAGAUGAAAAUCUUUUUAUAAAUGCAUCAGAUGGUUUAUCAAGUCAACAUCCAACAUUACCAACAGAUUUAGAUUCUGAUGACGAAUUAAAUAAUGAUAUUGAUCCAUAUAAUUUUGAUGAUUUACCAACAUCAAUAAUAGUUACAAAUAUUCAUUCAGAAGUUUUUACAAAUGAUAAACUUAAAAAUGAAAUGGAAGAUUUAUUUCGUAAAUUUUCGGAAAAAUGUACAUUUCAGUGGUUAAAAAGUUUUCGACGUUUACGUGUUAAUUAUGAUAAUGCAAUAUCAGCUGCAAAUGCACGUAUACAAUUACAUCAAUAUGAAUUUCAUAAUAAAUCAGUUAUAACAUGUUAUUUUGCUCAACCUGUAACACCGGUAGCACAACGAAAUUUACAGCCACCGGCAUUGGUUAAACAAUUUCUAAUAUCACCACCAGCUAGCCCACCAUUCGGUUGGGAACCCCGAGAAGAAAAUGAACCAUUGGUUAAUCAUGAUUUAAUUGCCGCAUUAGCUAAUUUAACACCUGGCGAAAGUCAUGAAAUACAUCCACAAACUGAUGAUCAACCUGGUAUUAUUGUACAUACAGCUAUAUUACCAAAAAUUGAUAAUGGAAAUGAAUCACCAAAUGUCAAAUUAAAAAUUCAGCAAACAAAAUGUCCCGAUCGAAAUUAAAAACAAAAAAAAAAAGAAACAAAAAGAAAAAUUUAAUUAAAUUUUAAAUGAAAAAAGAAAAUAUUUUAUAUAAAUAAUAUACGUGUAUAUACAUACAUAUAUACAAAAUAUAUAUAUGUAUGUACGUACAUAUAUAAUACGUUGUUGUUGUAUUCUGAAUACAUAAGAUGUAAUAUUUAAAUUAUUUUUUUUUUUGCAUUAUUUUUUUGUUUAUUUUUAAAUUUUUAUUUGAAAUUUAUCUAGGAAUAAAAUUUAAGAAUUAAGUAUUAAAUUAUUUUUUUUCUUUUUUAAAGUAUAUAAUGAUGAUAAUAUAUACAAGCAUAUACAUGUAUUUAUAUGAUUAAUUGUAUUAUUAUAUAUGUACAUAUAUUGUAUUUAGAAAUAUAAAUUAUAAAAAUUAU